Mauremys reevesii (Reeves's turtle) is the source of this 2983-nucleotide messenger RNA. It is a transcript of the gene TTC27, whose product is annotated as tetratricopeptide repeat domain 27. NCBI's taxonomy places the organism in Eukaryota, Metazoa, Chordata, Testudines, Geoemydidae. The record is from RefSeq and is a predicted model, not a curated record. The coding region runs from base 190 to 2727 and encodes 845 amino acids. The transcript has 20 exons. Gene Ontology annotation, molecular function: protein binding.
UUGGUUCCACCGCGCGUGCGCCAACGCUCUCCGCCCAACGUGCUUCGCGACGCUGUCAUGGCGGCUCCCUGAGGCCGGUCGCGGCACAUGGGUUGGGAGCUCGGUGACUGCGGUCAGUGAGGGAGCAGCGCCUCAGUCUGGCUGGUGGGGGGCCGAAGAGUGAGUGCGAGGCAGCGGCAGGCGUGGAGGAUGUGGGCGCUGGAGCGGGCGCUCCUGAGGGGCUUCCCCAGCGCCGCGGAGUCCCGGCGGGGGAAGCAGAGCGAGUUGGCCGCGGCAGGAAGUGAAUCCUUGCUGCAGUUGCAUUUCGAAGGGAACUAUGAGGCCAUUUUAUUAAGUGAAGUGAUCCAGGAUGUUUUCACUACACUCACGAUGACAGAGGAGAAUAUUGACACCUACUUGGAGAAGCUGAUAGUAGCAUACCUGGACUGUUCUGUUGCAGAUGCUGAUAACGUGGAAAGACAAAGGUUGAUAUUUCUGCUUGGUGUGGGCAGUUUGCAGCUCUUUGUUCAGAGCAAUUGGACUGGACCUCCUGUUGACUUACAGCCUCAGGACUUUUUGCCAUCUUCAUUAUUACACCAGUUCUGUGAGCCCAAAGCAUUGUGUACAGCUGUUCUGAGUACGCUGGUUCUGGAUGGUGAAUCAGUCUAUAAUCUGACUUCUCUUCCUAUCUUGUUGAUGUUAGCCAGAGUGAUUCUUGUGCAUUCAAGACAUAAACUUGCUGCUAUUCAGACAUUGCCUUGGUGGACUUUGCGAUAUGUGAAUAUUCACCAGCAGUUGCUAGAGGAGCGAUCGCCUGAGCUCUUUGCUCUUGCCCGGAGUUGUAUAGAACAAGUGACAAACUUAAAGACUUUGUUCACAGAUGAUGAAUGUUGGCAUUUGGCAGUUCAGUUCCAUCUUGAAUGUGCCUAUACAUUUUUGAAUUACUAUGAGUAUAAAAAUGCUAAAAAGCAUUUCAACACAGCUAAGGACAUAACUAAACUACAGAUUAAUUUGACAGGUGCUUUGGGAAAAAGGACACGAUUUCAGGAAAAGCAUGUAGCACAGCUUAUACUUGAUGUCCAAAGGAAAGAUGAUGUCCUGCUUUCUCACCGUGAGCUAAGCCCAGCACCUACUGCUCUAGAAAAUUUAACAAAGAAUUAUGAUUUAAAUGAUGACACGGUGCUAAAUGAGAUAAAAUUAGCAGAUGCUGAUCAGUACCAGUUGCCUGAUCUGUGUGCAGAAGAACUUGCUGUUAUCCUUGGAGUUUGCAUAGAUUUCCAAAAGAACAACCCAAUACACAAGCUAACUGAAGAGGAGCUUUUAGCAUUUACAUCAUGUUUACUUUCACAACCUAAAUUCUGGGCCAUUCAAACUUCAGCCUUACUUCUCCGGACAAAGCUUGAGAAAGGAAGCACUCGUCGAGUGGAACGGGCAAUGAGGCAGACUCAGGCACUUGCAGAUCAGUUUGAAGACAAGAAAACAUUGGUAUCUGAACGACUGAAGAUUUUCUACAGUUGUCAGGUGCCUCCACACUGGGCCAUAGAGCGACAACUUGCAAGUUUACUCUUUGAACUGGGGUGCACAAGUUCAGCUCUACAGAUCUUUGAGAAGCUGGAAAUGUGGGAAGCUGUAGUAAUCUGCUAUGAAAGAGCAGGACAGCAUGGGAAGGCGGAAGAAGUCUUGAGGCGAGAGCUAGAGAAAAAGGAGACACCAGGAUUAUAUUGCUUGCUUGGCGAUGUUCUUAAAGAUCACCAAUACUAUGACAAGGCUUGGGAGUUAUCUAAGCAUCGCAGUGCCCGGGCUCAGCGCUCCAAGGGCCUCCUCCAUCUUCGCAACAAAGAGUUCAGAGAAUGCGUGGAGUGCUUCGAACGUUCGGUGAAGAUUAACCCCAUGCAGUUGGGUGUGUGGUUUUCUUUGGGCUGUGCCUAUUUAGCUUUGGAAGGCUAUGACGGUGCUGCCAAAGCAUUUCAGCGCUGUGUGACGUUGGAACCUGACAAUGCUGAGGCCUGGAACAAUUUAUCAACUGCAUAUAUCAGAUUGAAACAGAAAAUCCAAGCAUUUCGCACUCUCCAAGAAGCUCUCAAGUGUAACUAUGAACACUGGCAGAUUUGGGAGAACUACCUUAUUACCAGUACAGACAUUGGAGAGUUUUCAGAAGCAAUUAAAGCUUAUCACCGGCUCAUGGAUUUACAAGAAAAGUACAAAGAUGUGCAGGUGCUGAAUAUUCUGGUCAGGGCAGUGGUGGAUGGAAUGGCUGAUCGCAAUGGAGAGGUGGCAACGGGGUUGAAGGGGAAAUUGCAGGAACUGUUUGGCAGAGUGACUUCAAGAGUGACAGGUGAUGCGGAAAUCUGGAGACUGUAUGCCAGACUCUGUGGAAACGGACGCAGUGAUAACCCUGAAGAUACUGAAAAGUCACUACAGUAUCUCACCAAGGCACAUAAAUGUGAAAUGCAAUCAGCAGAUUGGGAGAAAGAUAUUUCGUCUUUUAAAGAAUUGGUGAAAGGAGCCAUAGAGCUUGCCCAUGUGGCAAUAAAGUGCAGUAAAAACAAAUCUAAUCGCCAGGAAGCUUUGCAGAUACUUUCUUCAGCUCGACUCAACCUGCGUGGCUUGUCAUCCAAAGCAAAGCAACUUUUUGCCGAUGCAACAAGCAGUGAGGUUUCCAGUGAAUUAGUUGAUGAAGUAACAGCUAUGGACAGCAUGAUUGCUGAACUGCAAGAAAUGAGCAACCAGCUGAGGAAUCAGUGCUGAGAUAAAAAUAAGAUUUCCUAGAAGGAAGACAAGGAUGACAUGCUUUAUUUGCUCCAGUUUCUGCUGAUGAAAUUGCAACAACUGUAACACAUAACACAAAUUUUUAAUAAAUGUUUUCCUGUACAAUAUUGAUGUCUUUACAGUCAGAUUCCCUAAACUUCUAAACUGUUUUUAAGGUCAUGUCUACUAAAUCUCUUAAAUUGUGUGUCUGCUUCUGUGGGCCUGAGUUUUCUGGAAUAAAACCAAUUGUAUUUUA